AUGGGAUUAGGAACUUUGCUCAAAGGAAUAUUUGAGACAAAUAAUGCAGUUUUGGGGAAUUUCUUUAAAUUAGCCAUUUCUGGAACUAUUCAAGCAGAAGUCAUGGAAAAUCAGCCAAAACAAAACGAGCAACCAACAAGCUCCGCACCACCCAUCCAGAAAAGCGAGGAAGGUCAAGCAGUCAACACUGCUAUGGGCUUGAAAGAGUCAUUGGAAAAGCGAUAUCUAAAAGUCAAAGAGCAUGCAGAAACGUACCCUUAUGUUUGGGCUUCGUACAUUGUUGUAUAUGGUGGCUUUGCUCUCUGGACUACCUAUAGAUGGAGAAAGCUUCGCAAAACCGAGGACAGAGUUAGAGCUCUCCAAGAAAGACUGCGGAAGAAGCAAGCUGAAGCUGAAGAAUCUUCUAGCUCUACCAAAGUGAUUGAAAAGGGUCCUUCUGAUAAGCCUUCCAAAUAG
Molecule: messenger RNA, 456 nt
Organism: Sphenostylis stenocarpa
Lineage: Eukaryota; Viridiplantae; Streptophyta; Magnoliopsida; Fabales; Fabaceae
Source: the annotation of a GenBank genome assembly